Salvia splendens (bonfire salvia) is the source of this 1033-nucleotide messenger RNA. Its product is annotated as cytochrome b561 domain-containing protein At2g30890-like. Lineage: Eukaryota; Viridiplantae; Streptophyta; Magnoliopsida; Lamiales; Lamiaceae. Bases 209 to 901 code for a protein of 230 amino acids. The transcript is spliced from 4 exons. The record is from RefSeq and is a predicted model, not a curated record. Gene Ontology annotation, molecular function: heme binding; transmembrane monodehydroascorbate reductase activity.
AGUUCAUGGAGACUAUCCCUUCAAAGCAAGAUCAAGGCAUAGGUAGGAAAACUAGAAACUCAUUGCCAUGAUCACAUUUCCAAAAAGAAGUUGGCAAGAAAUAUUUUAAUGAUGAGAGAAAGGGAGACUCUACUCUUGUGAUUCAUCUCCAAUCUUCAUUUAUAUAUGGUUAUAGCCAUCUUCAUCCUCUCUUACCACAUCUACAAACAUGUUAGCUCCACACAACCUCCUUUCUCUUGCAGGCUUGCUCCUCUUCAAUCUUCUUCCACUAGCUUCAUCACUUGAUCAACACAUCAACAUUAAUCCACAGGUGACUCCCAAACUGUCAUAUGAGAUCAAACUCCAUGGAUUCCUCCUAUGGGCUUCUGUUGGUUUCUUGAUGCCAAUCUCCAUACUCAUAAAGAGGAUCUCAAAUGCAAACCCAUCUCCCACAAACCUCAGAAUCAUCUUCUACACUCAUGCCAUCACCCAGGUUUGUGCAGUCCUUGUUGCAGCAGCAGGAGGAGUGAUAUCAAUAAAACACUUCGACAACGCAUUCACCAACCAACACCAGAUAAUAGGUCUCCUCUUCUACGCCGCCAUAUGGUUCCAAACAAUGCUCACCAUCAUGAGGCCACACAGGGGAAGUAGAGGGAGGAAGAUUUGGUAUGUGGUGCACUGGCUAGUGGGAAUUGCAGCUUCAUUGGUGGGAGUGAUCAAUGUGUUCACUGGCUUACAAGCUUACCAUGAAAGAACAUUGGAGGAUGUAAGAAUUUGGACAGCUAUUUUUAUAGUUGAGCUCUUUUUGGUUCUGCUUGUGUAUCUUCUUCAAGAGAAGUGGCACUACUUGGGGCAACAUGGCAGCGCGUCGAAGUCGCAGAUAGCUCACCACAAGUUGAGUGAAGAAGAGAGCUGUGUUUGAAGCUAGCUAGUGAGUUUCAACUAAUAUUGUAUAUGUUUGAAGAGUGAGAAGAAUGUAAUGAAAUUCAACAAGUUACUCAUACUAAUUGUGUAUGUUGCUUUAUCUGAUGAUUAUCAGACAAUUUUCUGGUUA